AUGACCGACAACAUGCUCCUCCCACACUCGCCUACCUCCCAAGCGGCUGCUUGGAUGAACACCACCACUACCAACUCCCAUACCGGCCAGCUCUCUCCCGUCAGUACUGGCAUGGACAUCGCGACCAUGGAUCACUCCUGCGCCCCAACAAUGGUACACUCCGCCUCCUCGACCUGCACUGAUUCCUGGAGCACCGCCCACGCCGACGCCUUCGACGGAGACGAUGCUGACAACGAUAUUGUAUGGGAACAGGGCUCUGACGACAUCCUCACUCUACCCAAACUCGAACCAUUAGACGACGACUUUAAGCUGGACGAUGUGAAGGAGGCGCCUCUCGACGCAGCCGAGGCAGGUCUGAUUUCACCCUCCAGCACCCAACCGAAACAGAAGCGACCCCGUGGCAGACCUCGCAAGCACCCGCUGGGGCCUGUUGUGAACCCGAGCAAGGUGACCAAAGGACGAUCCAAGACCGGGUGCAUUACCUGCCGCAGAAGGAAGAAGAAGUGCGACGAAGCAAAGCCGAGAUGUAUGAACUGUGAGAAGAAUGCCGUCGUUUGCGAAGGAUAUCACGAGAAGAAGCUUUGGAGAAGCGGCAAGGAGAAAGCCUGCGAUGAUCGCACUGGAGAAGACUCGGUCGUCUUCACUAUGCAGCCCUUGUUCAACGGUGUUGACACCGUUGAGGACAAGUUAUUUUGGAGACACUACGGCGUCCACCUCAGCAACGUCCUGACCGUUGAGGGAGAGGCCAAGAACGCCUUCAAGGACAUUAUUCUCCCUUUGGCGAAUCUCCACCAAGGUGUGAUGCACUCAAUUCUGGCCAUGAGCAGCAAGCACAUCGACUUUGACACCCCGUAUGGUGCCAAAUUACUUCAACAGAACCCAACAACUAGCCGGGAAGCGCUGCAGGAGAGAUCUGAUUAUCAUCACAAGGCAGCAAUGGAGUCGUUCUACGCCGACAUUCGCCGUUCUGCAGAAGAAGACGCCGAUGGGCAGACGAUCUCAUCCGCUCGUUUCGCUCAGAUGCUCUGUCUUCUCAUCACAACGCUCAUUGAAGGCAACCCUCAUGGAGAACACAGGGUCCACCUUCGAGGCUACAAGGAGCUCAUUCAACAGACUCCUCCUGAAGACACCGUCUUCUUGAGCUUCAUUCAGGAGUUCUUCCAGUAUCACAUUUAUGCCGACGAGCUGCUGUGGCAUCCUUCCAUGGACGGCCCUCGUCUUGCUUCCGAGGACUGGAGCCCCCUAGUUCCCAUCGAGUCACCUCGCCUUUUGGGCGUUGCCGAUGGCCUCUUCCAGUACCUUUGCCACAUUACCACAAUCAGGAACACCAUCCGCGAGAACGUCUACCGAGGAUCUGAGACGGUUGUGAACUAUCACAUCCUAUACCGGGCCCAGGAAAUCCAGGAGGCAAUCGAAAAGUGGAUGCCCAUGUGGCCGCCAGGCGACAGCAGACACCGGGUUGGACACGUCUACAAGCACAUGAUGUUUUUGCACCUAUUCCGUACCAUCUAUCCUCCGACCGUGUCCGAGAGGCGCCCAUCGGUGUAUUCAGUGGCGACUUCAAUCGCUACUUCCAUCUCAUCCUCUUCUUCUCGUCGCCACUCCCAGAUUUCUCGCCCGUCUACGGCUACUAGCUGUGCGUCUUCGCCUGGUCUCCGACCAUCCACUGCUGCCGGAUUCCCGAUGAGCAUGCAGCUUAAGCGGGACCCCAACUCUCGCGGCCCGUCCAGGACAAGUUCGAUGCACGAAUCGGACGCUGGUUCCUGUGCCGUCAUCGACGAGCAGCGUCCUGCGUCUCCCCCGCCGAUCCGCCGCCCUCCUCAGCAUGACAACCGCAUCACAUCCGCGGUUGACGAGUCGUUGGCCAUCAUGGAGGGCUUCAAGCCCUCCGACCCCGCGUUGACGCUACUGCUGAUGCCGUGUCUGGUCAUUGGAGCGACCUGCUUUGAUCCGUCUCAGCAGGAGAGGGUCCGCACCGUGGUCCGAUCCAUUCGAGGCUACACUGGACUUCGCAACUGCGAUCGGGUUCUUGAAGUCCUCGAGGAGCUCUGGCGCCUCAUGGACUACGGCGACUGGCUUUCCGUCUGGGACUGGCAAAGCGUUGCAAGAAACCAGGGUCUGGACUUCUUGUGCACCUGA
Messenger RNA from Colletotrichum karsti, 2139 nucleotides. RefSeq lists its product as uncharacterized. Gene Ontology annotation, molecular function: transcription cis-regulatory region binding; DNA-binding transcription factor activity, RNA polymerase II-specific; zinc ion binding. The transcript is spliced from 3 exons. Bases 1 to 2139 code for a protein of 712 amino acids. The record is from RefSeq and is a predicted model, not a curated record. Gene Ontology annotation, cellular component: nucleus. Gene Ontology annotation, biological process: positive regulation of transcription by RNA polymerase II. NCBI's taxonomy places the organism in Eukaryota, Fungi, Ascomycota, Sordariomycetes, Glomerellales, Glomerellaceae.